CAUCGAAUCUGCGAGUGGCUGGGAUGAAACUAGAUAACUUGGGAAGAGCAUACGAGCAGUUACAAUCCCAAGCUUCCUCUUUCCUUUUGUUCUCUCUCCAGUGGAAGGAUUUGCAGGAACAUUUUGAUUCCCUCAGUAAAACGAUUGGAGAUCGCUUGGAAAGUCUUAAUGUCCGUGAAAAAGAGGUUGAGUUGAAGGAGAAUGAGUUGAGUGUGAUCCAGAAGUGCUUGGAUGAGUGCUCCCAACUGGUUCACGAGAAAGAGGAAAGAUUGCAUCUUGUCCAGAAGUCUUUAGAUGAAUGUAACGAGCAAGUUGACUCACAAGGCAAGAAACUGGAAGAAAUCAAUAGCUUGAGUCAACAAGCUUCCAACGAUUUGGAAUUGAAGAAGAAACAUCUUGCUUCUCUCGAUGGCUUGAUUCAAGAUCAUAUUGAAGAGCUUGAAAAGAAGGAAAAGGACUGGAAGGCAAUACGGAAAUCAAUCGCCGAAUCCUCUGGUCAACUUGAGGCGAGAGUGAAAGAACUUGACUCAAUUGAAAAAUCAUUAGGUGAGUACACGAUAAAAGUAAAAGCAAAAGAGAAGAGAUUGCUCUUGAUGGAGAAAGAUAUUGAAGAGCGAUCCAAAGAGCUUGAGAAGAAGGAAAAAGACCUUAGCCAUGUUCAACGACAAUGGAGAUUAUGUUGCCAAGAUAUUGAAUUGAAAGAGAGAGAAUACCGUGCCAUUGAAAGAAGUAUUGAAGGACGUAGCAAGGAGUUGCACGUAGGGGGAGAAGAGCUGAAAUCUAUCCAGAAAUUGAUAAACGACCGUGAGAAGCAGCUGCAGUCGAAAGAGGAAGAGUCUAAUAGGGAUCUCAAAAUGAUCACAGAUUUGAUCAUUGAACGUGAAGAAGUGCUGAGGUCAAUACAGAGGAACAUUGGAGAAUGUAACAGGGAUCUUGGAAAAAAGGAAGAACAACUUAUUACAUUGAAAGGACAUAUCAGUUUAAAAGAUGCUGAAUUUCAGGCAUUUUUGAAGAAAUAUAAAAACGAUUAUGAAAAGAGGGAGGGGGAACUCAAGUCUAUCCAAAAGAAAAUUACUCGAUGUGAUGAGGAGCUCAAUACAAAGGAGAAAGCACUUGAUUCAAUACAGAAGUCAAUUUCUGAACUUGCUAGGGAACUAGAAUCAAAAGGGAAAGACUAUGAUGACCUUGUAGCAAAAGAGGAAGAACUCAAGUCUUUGCAGAACAGAAUUGAUCAUCAGGUUGAAGAGCUGGAAAAAAACAAGAAAGAUUUAGAUUUCAUCAAACAUAAGACAAAGGAAGGGUUCAUGGAACUUGAAAUAAAACAGAAACAAUGUGAAGAACGAGUGAAGAACCUUGAGUCAAAAGAGAAUCAAUUUGAUGGACGAGUGAAGAAGCUAGAGUUGAAAGAGAAACAGUUUGAAGAACGAGUGAAGGAGUUUGAGUCCAAAGAAAAGCAAGUUGAAUUAUUAAGAAAAUUAUUUGAAGACGAAAAAGCGUUGAUAGAGAAGGGCAAUAUCUUCCAGCCACGUGUAAAGACAGAGGAACUGGAUUUUGUAAAUACCACUAGUUUAAAGAAUAGCAGGAGUUUGCAAGCGCUCUUUAACGAUCUCUUGAAAAAUUAUGAGUUGGUGUGCCGUGAAGUAUCAAAUUCUCUCCAAGCAUCAGUGGACCCUGCUAAAUUGGUGCUAGAUUCAAUGCAGGGUUUUUAUCCUUCAAAUUCGAGCCAAGAGGACAUUGCGUAUGAUGCAAAUAUUAUAAGGAGGAGCUGUAUUCUUUUGCUAGACGAAUUGAAGAAAUCUUCACCGGUAAUUAGUUCUCAUGUGAAAGAAGAAUCAAUGAAGUUGGCAAUUGAGUGGAAGGAGAAUUUGUCUGUAAGUAAUAAGGAUUGUUUGGAGGUCCUGGGGUUUCUGAAGCUUGUGGCUACAUAUGAACUAGGCUCAUCCUUUGAUGCAACUGAACUUCAUACACUUCUAGAUAUUAUUUCCCAGCAUUGUCAGACUUCUGAAUUACGACAAUCCCUAGGUAUUUUCAAGAUGGUACCUGAUAAUCAGCUUGGUGCUACCCGAGGUGGAAGAAAUUUGCAUUUGACUGUAAAUCAACAAGCAAAUGCAAACGGGUUGAUGGGGAGUGACAUUUUAGUUGAUCCCCAAACAUUGGAUCCAGCAAAACUUGUUUUAAAUAUGAUAGGGAACCCUAUUGUUCCUCAAAGUACAAAGGAAGAGAAAAGUGCUAUCACUGCUGGAAGCCACACAUUUUUGCUAAAGUGGCUUAUGAGAAUCUCGCCAGAUAUUGAACCGCGAGUAAGAGAAGAAGCAAGGAAGCUAGCACAUGAGUUGAAGGCUGAGAUGAGAGAAGGUACCGAAAAUUCUCUGGAGGUUCUGGGAUUUCUACUGCUUUUGUCCAUUUAUGGCUUAGCAUCUUCAUUUGAUGAAGAUGAAAUUUUAAAGCUCUUAGAGAUUGUUGCUCACCACGAAGAAGCUGUACAGCUGUUCCAGACACUUGGUUUUGCCACUAAAGCUUCCGAUUUUGUUUUUAAUCUUAUCAAGAAGCAGAAGCCUGCCGAAGCUGUUAGAUUUAUAUGGGCAUAUGAGUUGGCUGACAAGAUCCCACCUGUUGAUCUCUUGAGAGAAUAUGUGCAGAAUGCAAAAAUGGUUUCCAAGAGACGUUGCAAGAAAAGCUCAUUUCAAACCAAGGAUAAGGCUAGAGAUGAAGAAUUAGCUUGUCUGCAAUCUGUCCUAAAGUGCAUUUCGGACAACAAUCUUGAAUGUCAGAAUCUGGUUAAGGAGAUUCAUAACCGCAUUGCUGAGCUGAGAAGGCUGAAAGAAAACACGUUUGGUACUACACCAGGGCCUUCUUCUAAAGUUGAAGUGCGACAGCCGGGACAAAAGAAACGUAUUAAUGAGGGAUCUACCAAGAAACAUCAAGUACAACCUUGCAAUAAUAACAACAACAAACGUCCUCGAACUGCUAUAAGACCCCCUGUAGCACCGGUAUCCACUCCUAUAUAUCAUCAACCUAUGUUCUGGCUCCACCGUGAAGGAGUAAUCUUACCUGGCGGAAUGCCUGCACUUGCUGGUCCGCCCACUAACAACUCUGGUGUUGGUACUCCUAUGGGUGCAGGACAGUAUGGAAAUCGCGGAAGAAACUAGUCGUGUCACUCCUAGCUAUACCCCUUCUAGGUGAUCCAGAUAUGGACGUUGUAAAUUAAUGCCAUGCUAUACGGUCACGACAAGGUUCGGACUUGGAACUCAGCUCCUUGACUUUUAAGUCAAGUCUUGAAUUUGCGUUGCUGCCGUUAUUAGUUAUGUCUUUUGAUUACAAUGGAGAACGUUGAUGUUCUCCUGACUUCUACUAUGCGCCUGAACCCGCAAGGAGCAGGGCAAGAAUGCCUCGUGUGGCCAUAUCAAUUGUCCUGUGAGUAAAUGGUAGUUGAUUUUCUAAUCAUUCGUCUUAAAAGGUCGUAGUUUUUGUCAGCUGUGUUGCAAAAUUAACUGGUAGUUGACGUUGACAAGGUUUUACUAAUACUGAUGACUCUUGAAGAUGUAUUCCAUUUCCACAAGA
Molecule: messenger RNA, 3561 nt
Organism: Neltuma alba
Lineage: Eukaryota; Viridiplantae; Streptophyta; Magnoliopsida; Fabales; Fabaceae
Product: FRIGIDA-like protein 5
Exons: 4
Coding region: 24-3149 (1041 amino acids)
Source: RefSeq, a predicted model, not a curated record